UUUUUCAAAGUCAAAAAAUCAAGUCUUCUAAUAAGAAAAAUUAAAUUAAAAUAGAAAAUGACGAUAAUUCGAUUAAUUAAUCGUGCUUCGAAGCUACUUAGACCUGCCUUAAUCCACAUUGAGACCUGUUCUCGGCAACAAAUUUGUAGAAAUGCGUCAAUUUUAGCAACUAAUUUUACGGAAAAAAGACCGAUAACCGGGAUAAAUUCUCAAUUGCAGACUCAAUUUGUGAGAAAUAAAAAAUCUAGUCAUAAAAAGCCACGAAGAGAUGACAGUAGUGAUGACGAGAGCGACGAGGAAGAAGAAGAAGAUUUAGUCCAAGAUAAACACUCGAAAACCAUGAAAGUUGUCGUUAAUUCGAUGCGAUUGGAUUUAAUUAUUAAAUCUGGACUUGGAUUAGCCCGAAACAAAGUCGAAGCUCUUUUUUACGAUUCAAGAAUCCGGGUAAACGGUCAAAAAGUUGAUAAAAAGAGCGCUCGAGUGGAUAUCGGAGACGAAAUUGACGUCAUUAAGGGCUUAAGUCACCAAAAUCCGGAGCAUUUGGUGAUUCAAAGAGUCGAAAUUCUGUCAGCUAAGCCAAAAGAAGAGCAAGAUGGGCUAAUCGUGAAGUUAAGACGCAAUAAAUCGCUGACAAUUGAGAAUUAUGAGGAUCCGUUCAAAGGAAAUGUUGAAGAAUAGAAGUUUUGAGAUUUAAUAAAGAGGCGUAGUUUUGCAAAAAUUUGAAGAUUUUCAGUCAGAAGAUGGAUUUUGUUAGUUAAAAAUGUUAAAAUUUCUGAUAAAACUUAAUUUUUUAAAAAUAUUUCAAACAAAAAUUGAUUUUAUAUUAAAAAUAGUUGAAUUUCGUUAAAAAAGUAGAAAUUAAGAUAGAAAUGGUGCAAUUUUUUGGCUAAAGUUGGCUA
Culicoides brevitarsis is the source of this 899-nucleotide messenger RNA. Its product is annotated as mitochondrial transcription rescue factor 1. Gene Ontology annotation, biological process: regulation of mitochondrial transcription. The coding region runs from base 58 to 678 and encodes 206 amino acids. Gene Ontology annotation, molecular function: RNA binding. The transcript has 3 exons. The record is from RefSeq and is a predicted model, not a curated record. NCBI's taxonomy places the organism in Eukaryota, Metazoa, Arthropoda, Insecta, Diptera, Ceratopogonidae. Gene Ontology annotation, cellular component: mitochondrion.